GGCCCCGCCCCUCUGGCCGGGGGUUGGACAGGGAAACCCAAUCCCGCGCGCUGAUUGGCCGGCUGUCCUCCGGCCGCAGAGUCUCUCCUCCGGACUCCGGGAGUUGAGAUCUGUACACAGGAGGCGCAACGCAGCGCGCGCGCCCUCACGGACCUAUCCCCGGUAUCCCCGGUAUCCCCGGGACGCAGCAGGAAUUACCACCGGUUUGGGAUUUUAUAUUUUUAUGUUUCUUACCGACAGAAGCGCGCGUGAUUUAACUCCCCCCCCCCCUUCAUUACGCACAGAUCUCCCGGUGACCCGCAGCUCCCGGAUAACUCCCGGUUGGAGACGAUAGCCUCCAAAACGCGCACGGAUUACACGCGCCGCGGUCCCGCUCGGACUGUAUAGCCUCGAAUACGCGCCGCCGGCGGGCGGGUGUGUGUGUGUGUGUAGGGGGGGGGGGGGGUCAAACGGGAGGUUUUUAACACCGGAGCCGCCGCGUGCCGCGGGGACCAUGCCCGGGAUCCGGCGGCCGCUCAGCGGGGCCGCGCUGCUGCUGCUGCUGGCGGCGCUGCGCGGCGCGCGCGCGUUCGGGGACGAGCCCGAGGAGCCGAGCUGCGACCCGAUCCGCAUCGCGCUGUGCCGCGGGCUCGGAUACAAUGUGACCCGGAUGCCCAACCUGGUGGGCAACGUGCUGCAGGCCGACGCGGAGCUGCAGCUCACCACCUUCACCCCGCUCAUCCAGUACGGCUGCUCCAGCCAGCUGAAGUUCUUCCUGUGCUCCGUCUACGUGCCCAUGUGCACCGACAAGGUUCCAAUCCCCAUCGGCCCGUGUGGCAGCAUGUGCCUGUCCGUCAAGAGGAAGUGCCUCCCGGUGCUCCACGAGUUCGGCUUCAUCUGGCCCGAGGUGCUCAACUGCAGCCACUUCCCACCUCAAAACGACCACAACCACAUGUGCAUGGAGGGCCCCGGGGACGAGGACCCGCCCCACCCGCCCAACCGCCACCCGCCCCACCACCAGGAGGACUGCCAGGCGCUAGGCUCCGCCCCCGACCAGUACACCUGGCUGAAGCCGGCGGAGAGCUGCGCGCUGCAGUGCGGCUACGACAGCGGCCUCUACCGGCGCGGCGCCAAGGUGUUCGCCGACGCGUGGAUGGCGGCGUGGGCCGCGCUCUGCUUCCUGUCCACCACGCUCACCGUGCUCACCUUCCUGCUCGACUCGCAGCGCUUCUCGUACCCCGAGCGGCCGAUCAUCUUCCUGUCCAUGUGCUGCAACCUGUACAGCGUGGCCUACCUGGUGCGGCUGACUCUGGGCCGGGAGCGCGUGUCAUGUGACCUGGACGCCACCGCCGUGCCCAUCCUGGUCCAGGAGGGACUGAAGAGCACCGGCUGCGCCAUCGUCUUCCUCCUGCUCUACUUCUUUGGCAUGGCGUCCUCGCUCUGGUGGGUGAUCCUGACCCUCACCUGGUUCCUGGCUGCCGGGCUCAAGUGGGGCCACGAGGCCAUCGAGAUGCACAGCUCGUACUUCCACAUCGCGGCGUGGGCCAUCCCGGCCGUGAAGACCAUCGUCAUCCUCAUCAUGCGGCUGGUGGACGCCGACGACCUCACCGGCCUCUGCUACGUCGGCAACCAGCAGCAGGAGGCGCUCACGGGCUUCGUGGUGGCGCCGCUCGCCACCUACCUGCUCAUAGGCACCCUCUUCAUCGGCGCCGGCCUCGUGGCUCUCUUCAAGAUCCGGUCCAACCUGCAGAAGGACGGCGCCAAGACGGACAAGCUGGAGCGCCUGAUGGUGAAGAUCGGCGUGUUCUCGGUGCUCUACACCGUGCCGGCGUCCGCCGUCAUCGGCUGCUACCUGUACCAGCUGAGCCACUGGGGCGAGUUCCGGGCCGCGCCCCGGGACUCGUACGUGGCGUCGGAGAUGCUCCGGAUCUUCAUGUCCUUGCUCGUGGGCAUCACGUCGGGGAUGUGGAUCUGGUCCGCCAAGACGCUGCACACCUGGCGGCGCUGCACCGCGCGCCUGCUCUGGGACGGGGGGGCGGGCCGGGGGGGCAAGAGGGCGCCGGGCGGCGAGGGCUGGAUCAAACCGGCGGGGGGGGGGAAGGGCAACGAGACGGUGGUGUGA
This is a messenger RNA of Pseudoliparis swirei, 2101 nucleotides long. It is a transcript of the gene fzd4, whose product is annotated as frizzled class receptor 4. The coding region runs from base 494 to 2101 and encodes 535 amino acids. Gene Ontology annotation, biological process: non-canonical Wnt signaling pathway; canonical Wnt signaling pathway; retina vasculature morphogenesis in camera-type eye. Gene Ontology annotation, cellular component: plasma membrane. NCBI's taxonomy places the organism in Eukaryota, Metazoa, Chordata, Actinopteri, Perciformes, Liparidae. Gene Ontology annotation, molecular function: Wnt-protein binding; Wnt receptor activity. The transcript has 6 exons. The record is from RefSeq and is a predicted model, not a curated record.